UCGGCAGUCGUAAGUAUGCGUCACGGUGACGUUUUCUUUGUACACGGAAGAAACCGGAGAAAUCAGCGGAGGACAGGGAGAGCGUCUCAUAAGAGCCUCUCCUCCAUCCAUGGUGGGUCUUAAGCAAUGCUCCGGAGAAGAUGGGACAAGCUCUGUGUAUCUGCUCGCGCAGUGCCAUCACUUUUGACAACAAGAGAUACUACUUCAUCCAGAAACUAGACGAAGGAGGUUUCAGCUAUGUGGAUCUGGUAGAAGGUGCACAUGAUGGCCGCUUCUACGCUCUAAAACGGAUCCUUUGCCAUGACCGCGAGGGCCGCAAGGAGGCUCAGACCGAGGUGGAGAUGCACCGCCUUUUCAACCAUCCCAACAUCCUCAGCCUGACCUCACACACCUUCAUGGAGCGCGGCGGGAAGUGUGAGGCCUGGCUGUUGCUCCCAUACAUCAGUAAGGGAAGUCUGUGGUCUGUUCUGGAGAAGCUGCGGGAUAAGGGGAGCUCUAUGCCUGAGAGCCGCAUACUACACAUUCUGCAUGGCAUCUGUGAAGGCCUCAAAGCUAUUCACGACAAAGACUAUGCACACAGGGACUUGAAACCCACCAACGUUUUACUAGAUGAGAACGAUCGUCCUUUUUUAAUGGACUUGGGCUCCAUGAACAAGGCCAGGAUUGAAGUUCGAGGGUCACGGGAGGCCAUGACGGUCCAGGAUUGGGCCGCUCAGAGGUGCACCAUCUCCUACAGAGCACCGGAGCUCUUUAAUGUGGAGAGUCACUGUAUCAUUGAUGAGAGAACAGAUAUUUGGUCUCUAGGUUGUGUGCUGUACUGCAUGAUGAUGCUGGAGGGACCGUAUGACUUGAUUUUUCAGAAGGGUGACAGCGUGGCUCUCGCCGUCCAGAAUUCAGUCUCCAUUCCACAGCCAUGCAGUUUUUCUCAAGGUCUUCAAACCCUCCUCAGCUCCACUAUGGUGACCAAUCCUCAGGAAAGGCCCAGAAUCAGCUGGAUCCUUGACCAGGUCCAGAACCUUCAGGACUCAAACAGUACAGACGUAGAUACCAACAGAGUAUGAUGCUUCCAUUGAGAUUUCAUGUCAGUUUUCCUGUGGACUCUGGGCUUUUUGGACUAUGCACUCUCUCUUUCGAACAAAAUUAACCAACUGAACUCACAAGCCUUGCAAACAUUUGCUCUGUCUUACCUCAGUGAGCUCAGUACACCAUGGUCACUCCAGCAUGAUCACACUAGCCUUCACAUCAAUGUCUCAUAUUU
Sinocyclocheilus rhinocerous is the source of this 1258-nucleotide messenger RNA. It is a transcript of the gene stk16, whose product is annotated as serine/threonine kinase 16. The coding region runs from base 141 to 1061 and encodes 306 amino acids. Gene Ontology annotation, biological process: protein phosphorylation. The record is from RefSeq and is a predicted model, not a curated record. The transcript has 8 exons. Gene Ontology annotation, cellular component: cytoplasm; Golgi apparatus. NCBI's taxonomy places the organism in Eukaryota, Metazoa, Chordata, Actinopteri, Cypriniformes, Cyprinidae. Gene Ontology annotation, molecular function: protein serine/threonine kinase activity; ATP binding.